CGCACCGUCCUCUUCACGAGUUUACAAGGAACAGUGUCGCCCAUUUUAGAUGUGGCAGUCAACAAAUCAAACACCUCCAACAGCAUAGUUUCAUGAUUGGCUGGUGAGGUUUGAACGAGACGAGUUCAACGUUUGAGCGAGCGGGACUCUUCGGACGAAAGAAGACUGGGACGUGCGAUUAGCAGUUUGUAAUAACGUUAAAAUGGGAAUUACCACGUUUGAUAAAGUUAUUUUUCGCAAGUAAUGCUGCUAAUUUAUCUUUUAAGACCAGAACGGCAGUCGUUAUUUUCUUCAAGACACUCGGAUAUCUAAUCUACGUCUUCUGGAUUUGAUGACAAACGUUAGCAGGCCAGCAUUGUAACAUUAGCCUUUCAGACGAUUGUUGGCUCAAAAUAAACCGUCUUUUCAAACACUGCUAAACUCGACAGUCAAAAAUACCUAACAGGCUGCCACCAUGACCUCCGUGUUAUCCUCCGUGCGCUCCCUCAUGGGAAUGUUUGAUGACAAAGUACAAGAAUUUGUUGAUGAAAUUAAUAAUGUUCACAUUGUUUGGCUUGAGGAGAUCCAGCAAGAAGCCAAUCGCAUGUUCUCGAGGGAUUUUAAUACAGAACCAGAAUUGAUGCCAAAAACACCGUCUCAAAAAAGGAACACUCGUCGGAAGCGUGUAUCUCUAAGUCGCCAAGAAGCGAAUCAAACAAGAUUUUCUAAAGGAAAACGCAGUAAUCUUCGUGGCUCUGCUGUUCAAACCCUGAAAUUGAUUGCUGAAGACGAGGUCAUUCCAGAGGCUUCCACCUCUAACAGCAGCAGCACGACGCGUCCGAAACGCGCCACCCGCAGAAACAAGCAGGCAAAGCUGGAGGUGGCUCUUGAUGAGAGCCAGACAUCCUGCAAUGGCAGUAAAACUGAGCCAGAGCAGAUAGAGGAGGAAGUAGACAAAAGUAGCAAGGUGAAUGAUGCUGAAGUCACACCUGCUGGAACUUGCAGCUCUGAGCCGUCUCCCCCACAGAUUCCAACACCUGAGAUAGUUGUCAGCAUCUCCAGGGAGGAGCGCUUGUCUGCAGAGUUAGCUGUACGGCCCAAGGUCUCUCCGGGCCGUACAGCUAUCAAGAUUGCAAUAACUGACUCCAGGAAAAGCUCAAGGCGGAGCUCCGUACGACACUCGCUCAAGCUGCGCCACUCACUCGCCGGUCUUCGGCACAGCAUGACACAGGAAGCGGUUCGCCGUGCCUCACGUCGUUCGAUGCUUAAGAAGAAGUCGGCUCGCGUAAAUAUCUCCAAAAAUGGCAGCUCUGUCGAUGGAGAAUCUUCCAUUGACACGGUGGAAGAGGACAAUGAAGAUGUUCCUGAGACAGCAGACGCUGACGCGCCUGAAAAAUCUGAGAAAACUUCAGAGCCCCUGAUAAUUGGUGUAGAUGCAGCUGUUAAACGCAUCACUCGCUCAGUUGCUGCUAACGCUCCUAAACUGGCUCCGCCUUCAUUGUUGAGCUCUCAGCCAAGUGUGAACAUCCCAGUCAAAAACCAAGUUGUGUGUGGGAAUCAGCAAACAUCCCAAGAAGUCAGAAGGUCCAGUCGCAAAGCUAAACGUAAAUCACCGGUCCCUGUAGAGGACAGUCCCACAAAGAGGUUCUCACCCCUCAAGAAAAGUCAAAGUGCAAUCAAGCCCAACAUGAAGUCUUUUCUCCACACGGUGCACAAGAACCAGAUGCUGAUGAUGACUCCAAACUCCUUUGGCCGGACGACUGUGAUUAAGUCCUUCAUCAGGCACACCACUCCUCUGAAAGUAGAUCCUAAAAUGAACGCUGGUAUAGUGACCAAAGAGCGUCACAAGCUGGAAGCUCUCAAAAAGAAGCAGGAGCAAGAAGAAGAACGGAUGAGGAAAAUGGAGGAAGAUAAGAAGCGGAAACAGGAAGAACUUAGGAGGAAGAGGGAUGAGAGGAUAAAGAGAGUGCUUGAGGCCAAAGUUAAAGAAGAGCAGAAGGAAGAAGAGAAAAAGAAGAAGAUUGAGCAAAAGAUGGCUCAGAUUGAUGAGAAAAAUGAUAAGCGUCAGGCAGAGGAGAGGACCAAGAAGAGACUGGCCUUGAAGAAGCAGGAGGAGCUGGAACAGAAGAGGAAACUGGAAGAGGAGGCCAAGAAGAAGAAGAUGCAGCAGGCUGAGGAAGAGAAGCACCAGCAGGAGCUAGCAGCCAAGAAGAAGGCUGAGGAGGAGGAGCAGCAAGCUCGCAAAGAGCUAGAGCUGAAGAAGGAGCAGGAGAGGGAGAGGGAGCGACGAGCGGCUGCUGAAAGAGAGCGACUGGAGAAAGAAAGGGCUCUUGCUUUACAGCAUGCACUGGAAAGAGCAGCAAGAGAGAAAGAGAUGAGGGAGCUGGAGGAGAAGAGAAAGGUGUUGGAGGAAAAAAGAAAACUGGAGGAGCAGCAGAGGCUGGCUGCAGAAAAAAAGGCUCUUAAAGAGAGAGAAGAAGCAAAUAAGAGAGAGGCUGCAGUUAAACAGGCUAUGCUAAAUGUGACUGUGGAUCUAGAGCAUUCAGUAAUGAGCACACCUGUUGGAAAAGCUGUUCCCGGUCUAAAUGUCACUGUGGAUGUUGAGCCCUCCUCCCCACAGUCAUAUGCCAUCACUCCAAAGGGUGGAAACAAGCCUGUGAUCAUUUCCAAGAAUGCAGACGAUUAUGGGAUGGACCAAAACAGUGACGACUCCACAGAUGAUGAGUCGGCCCCCAGGAAGCCUAUCCCGUCCUGGGCUGAAGGUUCUAAUCUGAGGCAGAUAAUAAUGAAGCAGUACUUCAACCCUCCUGAUUUACAUGCUUUGUUUGGAGCAAUUGAGCCGCCGAAACUGGAGAACAUCUUCUACAAGAGCAAGCCUAGAUAUUUUAAGCGCACCAGCUCUGCAGUGUGGCACUCGCCACCUAAGUGAGAUCUGGACACAGAUGCAGUGUUGUAAAUUUUGAUCACUGGUCUUUUUUCCAUUUAAAUUAGAUGUUUUUUGUUGUCAUUUUUCCUAUUGUUUUUCUUCCUUUACGUUUGUUAAUAAUCUGAUAAGAACCUUGUGAGAACUUUUUUGUCCCGUUCUCUUUUAGUAACUGGCUACAAUGAGCAUGCAUCACAAAAAGAAUGUGUAUGUGCUCAUAUUUCUUCACUAUUAAAUGCAUUUGUUUUAA
This is a messenger RNA of Nothobranchius furzeri (turquoise killifish), 3152 nucleotides long. RefSeq names its product inner centromere protein (gene incenp). Gene Ontology annotation, cellular component: nucleus; chromosome passenger complex; meiotic spindle midzone. NCBI's taxonomy places the organism in Eukaryota, Metazoa, Chordata, Actinopteri, Cyprinodontiformes, Nothobranchiidae. Gene Ontology annotation, biological process: meiotic spindle midzone assembly; mitotic cytokinesis; metaphase chromosome alignment. The record is from RefSeq and is a predicted model, not a curated record.